Didymodactylos carnosus is the source of this 1260-nucleotide messenger RNA. Lineage: Eukaryota; Metazoa; Rotifera; Eurotatoria; Philodinida; Philodinidae. The record is from the annotation of a GenBank genome assembly.
AUGAAUAACUCAAAAUACUCUCAAAUAACAUCGACAAACUCAUGUGAAAUACCACGCACAAGUUUUUAUGCUUGGAAAAAACCAAAUUCAGCAACUACAACACCUCCACAAACGAUAUCACCACAGCCUCCAUCAUCUUAUCAAAAUGUAAUCCCAGUUCCAUCCCAACGUGUUAUUCCCUCAACGUCGAGCAGAGCGUUAAAUCCUCCAAGUGAUUUGUUUUAUUCAAGCUUAUCAUCUCAUAUGCAUAACAAUAAUAACAACAAUGAACAACAAGAUUCAACAUCACCAUCAUCAAUUGUCAAUUCUCUAGGUCGACUUCGACAAGAGGCAGCUCAAGCGGCAUACGAACAUGUUUUAUUAAACGGCAGUGGACAUCAUCUAACGUCAUCGAUCAAUGAUUCCCCAAAUUGGCUCAACAGCCAUCCAUGGUCAAGUGAACCACAACCGCAAUUAAUGUUUCCUUCUAGUAGAAAUACAAAUGAUAAUCAAUUUAGUGGAUCUUCUUACACUGAUCUAUUAUCAAUUGGUCAUUAUUCAGACAACAGUUAUCGAAAUGAAUUUCGUUUGUUUCCUCCUCCACCUCCGUCGCUGCCUCCACAUCACUACCAUCCUCAUGGUCAUCAACUUCAGCAAAACAAUCAUACACCCACUCCGUCAUCUUCUACUCAACAACAACAACAACAGCAACAGCAGCAACAACAUCAACAACAGCAACAUCAACUAGUGAACAGUUCAAAUACAGCUGCUGCCAUCGUUGCAAAUGUAAAACAACCAAAAAGUAGUCGUGCUCAGUGUGAUUGUCCAAAUUGUCGCGAAGCCGAUCGUUUGGGACCAGCUGCUGCUCAUUUACGAAAACGAAACAUACACAGUUGUCAUAUACCAGGAUGCGGAAAAGUUUACAACAAAACAUCUCAUUUGAAAGCACAUUUAAGAUGGCAUACAGGCAAGAAAAUGAAAACAUUACGCGAGCGACCAUUUGUUUGCAAUUGGCUAUUUUGUGGAAAACGCUUUACGAGAUCGGAUGAACUUCAACGGCAUCUUCGAACGCAUACAGGAGAAAAACGAUUUGCUUGUCCAAUUUGUUCAAAACGAUUUAUGCGUAGUGAUCAUUUGAAUAAACAUGUUAAAACUCAUUCCAUAAAUUCCAUAAAUGAUACAAAUCCAAUACGAAAAACGGAUUCUGAUUCAGAAAAUAGUCGAGAAGAUAACCAUCGUUUAAUGCAAGAUAUUAAACGUGAACCAAGAAUGCAUGAAUAA